Molecule: messenger RNA, 4577 nt
Organism: Aspergillus costaricaensis CBS 115574
Lineage: Eukaryota; Fungi; Ascomycota; Eurotiomycetes; Eurotiales; Aspergillaceae
Product: ABC multidrug transporter
Exons: 4
Coding region: 63-4484 (1473 amino acids)
Biological process (GO): transmembrane transport
Cellular component (GO): membrane
Molecular function (GO): ATP hydrolysis activity; ABC-type transporter activity; ATP binding
Source: RefSeq, a predicted model, not a curated record
AUCGCAUCCCUCUUUAUUCCUCCGUGAUCGCUGCCGUUUGACAGCUGGCUAGCGUCUACGACAUGGCUCCCGAUCAGACCGGGCCCUGGUCCCAGGACGAGGACCACCUAUUACGACAAAACACACCUAACACACUUCAUACGCAUAAUGAAGAAGACCCAUCCCACCCCUCUGUGGCCCUCAUUGGUCCCGAGGAGAGACAGAAUCUAGUUCGGAUUGCGACUCAUGAGUCCAUGAGACGGCGUUCCAGCGUCUAUACCCAGCAUACAGCCGUCUCUGGUCGUCCAGAUACUAUGGGCACGAUCCGAGAGGACGACCCCUGUCUUGACCCCCAGACGGACAAGUUCGAUCUCGGAAAGUGGCUCGCAUAUGGUCUCGGUGAGUUUCGUCGAGAGGGUGCUCUCGAUCUUCGACCAGGCAUCGUGUUCAAGAACCUUUCCAUCUCAGGGACUGGCGCGGCCGUUCAAUUCCAGGAUACUGUCGCAUCGACCUUCACUGCCCCUUUUCGCAUUGGCGAGGCACUUCGGAAUCGUCACUCCCCGCCCAAGCGGAUUUUGAAUGAGUUCAAUGGUGUGUUGAAGAGUGGAGAGCUUCUUCUGGUGCUUGGUCGCCCAGGUGCGGGCUGCAGUACUUUCCUGAAGUCACUUUGUGGUGAGCUUGAGGGGUUGACUGUCAAUGAUGACAGCGUGAUACAUUACAAUGGCAUCCCUCAACAUCAGAUGAUCAAGGAGUUCAAAGGUGAAGUGGUCUACAACCAAGAGGUGGACAAGCACUUCCCUCACCUCACCGUUGGCCAGACCCUCGAAUUCGCCGCCGCUAUGCGCACCCCACAGCGUCGUAUCAAAGGGUUAUCUCGAGACGAACACGCGAAGCAUAUCACUAAGGUAGUCAUGGCUGUCUUCGGGCUGAGCCACACGUACAACACCAAGGUUGGAAAUGAGUUUAUCAGGGGUGUCUCAGGAGGAGAGCGCAAGCGUGUUAGCAUUGCCGAGAUGACUUUGGCCGCAGCACCUUUGGCGGCAUGGGAUAACUCGACCCGUGGUCUCGACUCGGCCACGGCGCUGAAAUUCGUCGAGGCUCUGCGAUUGAUGGCUGAUCUGACAGGCUCCGCUCAUGCUGUUGCCAUCUACCAAGCGAGCCAGAGCAUCUAUGACAUCUUCGAUAAGGUGUCAGUGCUCUACGAGGGCCGCCAAAUCUAUUUUGGACCUACUUCGGAGGCGAAAGCCUUCUUUGAGCGACAGGGCUGGGAGUGUCCCCCGAGACAAACCACAGGCGAUUUUCUGACCUCUGUUACCAACCCCCAGGAACGCCGGCCACGUGCAGGCAUGGAGAGCCGUGUUCCUCGCACUCCUGACGACUUUGAAGCCUAUUGGCGUCAGUCACCCGAGUACCAGAAAACGCUUACCGAGGUUGCUUCGUAUGAAAAAGAGCAUCCUUUGCAUGGCAACAACGUUACCGAUACAGAGUUUCACGAGCGCAAGCGGGCUGUGCAGGCUAAACACACGCGACCCAAGUCGCCAUUUCUGUUGAGCGUACCCAUGCAGAUUAAGUUGAACACGAAACGUGCUUAUCAACGACUGUGGAUGGAUAUCCAGACCACUGUAUCAACGGUCUGUGGACAGAUCAUCAUGGCCCUGAUCAUCGGCUCGGUUUACUACAACGCACCCAAUGACACUGCUUCUUUCACUUCUAAAGGGGCGGCGCUCUUCUUCGCCGUCCUUCUAAAUGCACUGGCAGCUAUGUCUGAGAUUAACACACUCUACGCCCAGCGACCGAUUGUGGAAAAGCAAGCUUCCUAUGCUUUCUACCAUCCAGCAACAGAGGCUAUUGCGGGUGUUGUGAGCGACAUACCGGUAAAGUUCGCUCUCGCAGUCGCGUUCAACGUUAUCCUUUACUUUAUGGUCAAUCUCCGACGCGAACCGGCCCAGUUCUUUAUCUACUUCCUGAUCUCCUUCAUUGUUAUGUUUGUCAUGAGCGCGGUCUUCCGAACUAUGGCGGCGGUCACGAAAACCAUCUCCCAGGCCAUGUCGCUGGCAGGAGUUUUGAUCCUGGCUUUGGUCGUCUAUACUGGAUUUGUGCUGCCCGUUCCUUCAAUGCAUCCCUGGUUCGAAUGGAUUCAUUACAUCAAUCCGAUCUACUACGCGUUUGAAAUACUUGUCGCCAACGAGUUCCACGGUCGCGAAUUUCCCUGCUCUUCAUUCAUUCCGUCAUAUGCUGACAUGAAUGGCUCUUCCUUCGUUUGUUCCACGUCCGGAUCAACUGCCGGCGAGAAGCUCGUCAGUGGAGAUCGUUACAUCGCCGUCAAUUUCAGGUACUACUACAGCCACGUGUGGCGCAACUUUGGGAUACUGAUUGCUUUUUUGAUCGCAUUCAUGGCGAUCUACUUUGCGGCUACGGAGCUGAACUCAUCCACCACCAGCACAGCCGAGGUAUUGGUCUUUCACCGCAGCCAGAAGCGCGCCUUGUCGCGUGCUACAGGCCCAAAGUCUGCUGAUGUUGAGAAUGGAGUUGAGCUGAGUACCAUCAAGCCGACUGGCACGGGAAAAUCAGAGAACCUCGGAGGACUCGCUCCGCAACAGGAUAUUUUUACCUGGCGCGAUGUGUGUUAUGAUGUCGACAUUAAGGGAGAGACCAGACGGCUUUUGGACCAUGUGUCGGGCUGGGUCAAGCCUGGAACCCUCACUGCACUCAUGGGCGUCAGUGGAGCAGGAAAGACAACCCUUCUUGAUGUUCUCGCCCAUCGGACUACCAUGGGAGUGAUAACUGGAGAUAUGUUUGUUAACGGUAAAGGACUGGAUGCUAGCUUUCAGCGCAAAACCGGGUAUGUUCAGCAACAAGAUCUCCAUCUUCAGACAGCCACUGUUCGGGAAUCACUGCAGUUCAGUGCUCUGCUGCGCCAGCCGCCGAAUGUCUCGCUCAAGGAAAAGUAUGACUAUGUUGAAGAAGUCAUAUCUAUGUUGAAGAUGGAGGAAUUUGCUGAAGCAGUCGUCGGUGUUCCGGGAGAGGGCUUGAACGUUGAACAACGCAAGCUGCUAACCAUCGGUGUGGAGUUGGCUGCACGACCAAAGCUUCUUCUCUUUUUGGACGAGCCCACAAGUGGUCUUGAUUCUCAGAGUUCGUGGGCUAUCUGCGCAUUUCUGCGCCGCUUAGCCGAUCAUGGACAGGCGGUUCUCUGUACCAUUCACCAGCCUAGCGCCGUUUUGUUCCAACAAUUCGAUCGGCUGUUAUUCCUUGCCCGCGGCGGUAAGACUGUCUACUUCGGACCAGUGGGAGAGAACUCGCGCACACUUCUCGAUUACUUUGAGAAUCAUGGCGCUCCACGCCCUUGCGGAGAGGACGAGAAUCCGGCCGAGUACAUGCUCGAGAUGGUCAACAACGGCUCCAAUGCUAAAGGAGAGAACUGGUUCGAUGUAUGGAAACAAAGCAGCGAGAGUCAAGAUGUCCAAGCGGAGAUCGAUCGCAUCCAUGCCGAGAAGGAGAACGCACCUGUCGAAGAGGACUCCAAAUGGAGCCAUACUGAGUUUGCCAUGCCAUUCUGGUUCCAGUUGUACCAAGUCACCUACCGAGUAUUCCAGCAAUACUGGCGCAUGCCCUCGUACGUGCUGGCGAAAUGGGGCCUGGGCGUGUUUGGCGGCCUUUUCAUCGGGUUCUCUUUCUACCACGCCAAAUCCUCUCUCCAAGGAUUACAGACGGUUAUCUAUUCGAUUUUCAUGCUGUGCUCUAUCUUCCCCUCCCUUGUACAGCAGAUCAUGCCUCUCUUCAUCACCCAACGGGACCUCUACGAAGUCCGUGAGCGUCCCAGCAAAGCAUACAGUUGGAAAGCAUUCCUAAUGGCCAAUAUCAUCGUCGAAAUACCGUACCAAAUCGUUCUCGGCAUCAUCGUCUUCGCCUGCUACUACUUCCCGGUAGUAGGCAUCCAAAGCUCCGCCCGACAAGCCACCGUGCUCAUCCUCUGCAUUGAAUUAUUCAUCUACACCAGUACCUUUGCGCACAUGAUAAUCGCUGCAAUGCCCGAUACCGUCACAGCCAGUGCCGUCGUGACUCUCCUCUUCGCCAUGUCCUUGACCUUUUGCGGUAUCAUGCAGUCGCCUUCCGCUCUCCCGGGCUUUUGGAUCUUCAUGUACCGCGCAUCCCCGUUCACAUACUGGGCGUCGGCCAUGGUGUCUACACAAGUCUCAGGAAGGGAGGUGGUGUGUUCAUCGUCGGAGCUGUCGGUUCUUGACCCCCCGACGGGUCAAUCCUGCGGCGAGUAUCUGGGACAGUAUGCGGAGCUUGCUGGGGGGAAUCUGCUGAACCCGAACGCUACGACAGGGUGUGAGUACUGCUCUGUGAGCACAGCGGAUGCGUAUAUUAGUAUGUCGGGCAUUGUGGCGAGUGAUAAGUGGAGGAACUUUGGGAUCUUUUGGGUGUAUGUUGUUGUGCAGAUUGCAGCGGCGGCGGCGUUUUAUUAUUUGUUCCGGGUGAAGAAGUGGCGGAAGCAGUGAUGCUUGCCAUAGAUUUUUCCUUGCUUCUUGAUUUGAUUUCUUCCUUUUUUUAACAUUGUCUAUAUUUCGAUUACCUGGGUGUCUAUAUAGGUG